AGUGACGAAAAGGGAUGUUUUGAUAACGUGUAGCCACCGUGGGCUAACUUUGUCUCAUUAUUAUAAACCCUCCUUCUGAGCUCUCCAGGGCGUCGGUCGGUUCUGCGGAUUAUUUAAACAACAAAUGUGAAUCUUUUCACCAUUUUUGUUUUUAUUAUUAUUUGUGUUCCCCCUCCAACACACACACACCGAGUCAUGAACGGGAGCACGAAUCCGCUGCUGGACAAAGAGGAGCAUGUUUUGAAGCUCGGAGAAAGCUUCGAGAAGAGGCCAAAGUCUUCCUUUCACACAAUCAGAUAUGACUUCAAACCAGCGUCUAUCGACACGAGCUGCGAGGGAGAGCUGCAAGUCGGGAAAGGAGAGGAAGUUACCAUCACGUUACCGCACAUUCCGGGCUCCACGCCGCCCAUGACGGUGUUCAAGGGAAACAAGCGUCCGUACCAGAAGGACUGCGUGCUCAUCAUCAACCACGACACCGGGGAGUUUGUGCUGGAGAAGCUGAGCAGCAGCAUCCAGGUCAAGAAAACCAGGUGAGAGGUCAAGAGGUCAAGAGGAAAAGAUUAUUUUACGUCGUCCGUGUGGUUCGCUCGAUUUUCUUUGGCUCCGCCUUGUGGACGCCAACUGUAACUACUACUACUGCCUGUGUGUGUGUCGGUCCGGUCCAGCUCUCAGCCCGGCUCUCAGUUCCGGGCCCCCACCAAGCCCGGGGUCAAGACCUCCCCGUCACCCUCCAAGGACGACCCCUCUCCGGAGCCGCAGCUCGACGACAUCAAGAGAGAGCUGCGGGCGGAGGUGGAGGUGAUCGAGCAGAUGAGCAGCAGCAGCUCCUCGGGCUCGGGCAGCGCCUCGGGGAGCGGCGACGACAGCAGCAGCGACAGCGGCGGAGGAGGAGGAGGAGGAGGAGGAGGAGGAGGAGGAGGAGGAGGAGGAGGCGGCAGCGAGCACGACGGCGGCGGCGGCGCCCGACCGCUCAGCCAGACCUCGCCCGGCCGCCAGCCGGCGUUCAACGGAGGCGGCGAGCGGCCGGCGGGCAACAACCAGCUGAUGAACACGCUGCGAAACGACCUUCAGCUCAGCGAGUCGGGCAGCGACAGCGAUGACGACUGAACUCUCUCUCUCUCUCUCUCUCUCUCUCUCUCUCUCUCUCUCUCUCUCUCUCUCUCUCUCUCUCUCUCUCUCUCUCCACACUCCUCCUCUUUCUCCUCUUCUUCCUCUUUCUCCUCCUCCUCCUCCUCUCCCCUGGUUCCUUUGCUGUGUAUCUUGUUCCGACUACUUUUUUUGAUUUGAUUAUUUUUAGUAUUUCCUGAAACUUUAGAGUGUAUUUUUUAUUAGAUGUAUAUUUUGUUUUUGUAUAGCGAGACUUUAGAAAAAAAAGGAAACUUUUACUUGGGAAGUUUAUAUAUAUAUAUUAGAGUGCACAUACAUAUUUUCUGUACUUAGAGCAACUAGUUUUAUCAACUCGUUUUCAUCUGUUUUUGUCUCAUAAACAUCACGUCCGGCAGCAGGAAACUUCCUCACGUAGUCGUUUGUUUUUAUCGGUUUGCUAUGAAUACAAAAAUUAUAUAUAUAUAUAUAUAUUAUUAUUAAAUGGUAUUUAAGCAGCCUGAGGAACAAAUCAAAUAUC
Messenger RNA from Cyclopterus lumpus (lumpfish), 1624 nucleotides. It is a transcript of the gene eaf1, whose product is annotated as ELL associated factor 1. The transcript is spliced from 5 exons. The record is from RefSeq and is a predicted model, not a curated record. Gene Ontology annotation, biological process: positive regulation of DNA-templated transcription; regulation of transcription elongation by RNA polymerase II. Lineage: Eukaryota; Metazoa; Chordata; Actinopteri; Perciformes; Cyclopteridae. Gene Ontology annotation, cellular component: super elongation complex. Gene Ontology annotation, molecular function: transcription elongation factor activity.